AGCAUUCUCGCUACUGUAUAGGACGGCGAUACGUUGAGAGUUUCAUCAGGAUUGCUAAAGUGGAUGCUCUCGUUAUCUGAACUGUUUUAAUCGUAUCUCAGAUUAGACCGGCUACUUUACAAUGAAGGAGAGAAGAACACAGCCGUUGGUGGUGAGGUGUAAGCUUGUGUUGGUGGGAGACGUCCAAUGCGGAAAAACAGCAAUGCUUCAAGUCUUGGCAAAAGACUGCUAUCCAGAGACUUAUGUCCCGACGGUGUUCGAGAACUACACUGCUGGCCUGGAGUUAGAAGAGCAGCGCGUCGAACUCAGCCUGUGGGACACGUCGGGAUCCCCGUAUUACGACAACGUGCGGCCCCUGUGCUACAGCGACUCUGAUGCUGUCCUGCUGUGUUUCGACGUCAGCCGCCCCGACAUCGUGGACGGCGCACUGAAAAAGUGGAAGACAGAGAUCCUGGACCUGUGCCCCAACACACACAUCCUGCUCGUGGGCUGCAAGACUGACCUGCGCACAGACGUCUGCACCCUGAUGGAGCUCUCCAACCAGAGGCACACGCCCAUCUCACAUGACCAGGGGGCAGCGAUGGCGAAGCAGCUGGGUGCGGAGGCGUACCUGGAGUGCUCGGCCUUCACGUCGGAGAAGAGCGUCCACAGCGUGUUCCGCGCCGCGGCGCUCUCCUGCCUCAACAAGCUGCAGCCGCCCGUCAAGCCCAGCCCCGCCCUCCGGCCCGCCCGGCGCCUCUCCAAGCGCCUGCUGCACCUGCCCAGCAGGGCGGAGCUGCUCUCCUCCACCUUCGGCAAGGACAAGAGGAGCUGCUCCGUCAUGUGAAGCUGCUUCUUCAUGUGAAGGCCCUCAGCUGCUCCGUCAUGUGAAGGCCCCUCCACCCAGAGCUGCUCCAUCAU
Messenger RNA from Sardina pilchardus (European sardine), 900 nucleotides. It is a transcript of the gene rnd1a, whose product is annotated as Rho family GTPase 1a. Lineage: Eukaryota; Metazoa; Chordata; Actinopteri; Clupeiformes; Clupeidae. The record is from RefSeq and is a predicted model, not a curated record. Bases 122 to 826 code for a protein of 234 amino acids. The transcript is spliced from 5 exons. Gene Ontology annotation, biological process: small GTPase-mediated signal transduction. Gene Ontology annotation, cellular component: cytosol. Gene Ontology annotation, molecular function: GTPase activity; GTP binding; protein kinase binding.